Phytophthora infestans T30-4 is the source of this 666-nucleotide messenger RNA. RefSeq lists its product as uncharacterized. Gene Ontology annotation, biological process: DNA repair; telomere maintenance. Gene Ontology annotation, molecular function: DNA helicase activity. The transcript has 5 exons. The coding region runs from base 1 to 666 and encodes 221 amino acids. Lineage: Eukaryota; Oomycota; Peronosporomycetes; Peronosporales; Peronosporaceae. The record is from RefSeq and is a predicted model, not a curated record.
AUGCUACCGAAAACCCCACCUGGAGGCACCGGCAAAACCCGCAUUAUCGACGCCCUGCGAUGCCUCGCAUGCCGUUGGGGUCGCCCGAAAUGUGUCAUGGCAACGUCGUCCAGCGGUAUUGCAGCGGCAAACUUGAAGGUACAGACGAUGCACAGUUCAGUCCAUCUCGGUAUCAACCAAAUGUGCCUACCACGCCACAUCAUGAAACCGGACGACAAGCUACGUGAUAAGUGGGAUCCGGUAUUGUCACUGCAAAAAGUGAAAGACUGCCUACAGCCGUUUGGGGGACUGAUUGCAGUGUUCAUGUUUGACUUUUUCCAAUUGCUCACUGUACGAGGAAUACCAGUUUUCAAGGUCGCCGACCCGGAAACACCAUACAGCGAAAUGCAGGCUAGAGGAUCUUUACGCUACAGAUCAAUAAACAAAGUCGUCUAUCUAACGCAAAACAUGCGCUUUCUCAUUCAAAUCAUCUCAACAGACAAUGCGUACCACAAACGAAUCAAUGACGCCGCGAUCCGGACUGCCAGCCGCACAUUUCCACCAGAACGCAAAGUAUAUGCCGUGCCAGCACAAUUGCCAGCGACACUGACGCCCGCAAAAAUUGCAAAAAUCACCGACUUGCCAGACAACCAAACAGGCAACAUUCCCGCAUGCCGGUGCGCGUAA